GCCCCCUCUCGUUUAUAAUGCAGGACACGUGAAGCCGGUCAUUCAGUCUUGCCCUCUCAACCAGUGGAUUAGUAGGAGCAGAGUGAAAUGCUGUUUCUCCCAUUUUUCACAGUCCCCCGGAGAUAAGACAAGUCUGGCUGGAGACCCUCUGAGGGCAGAGCCAAGGACACACGGAGGGAAAUUCAUCGCUGGACAGUCAGCACAGACUCUAAUGAAGUUGAUAAGCAGUUGCAAUGCUGCAAAAACACUAAAUGCCAAUAACAUGGAGACAUUGAUUGAAUGUCAGUCAGAGGGUGAUAUCAAGGAACAUCCUCUGUUGGCAUCAUCUGAGGGUGAAAAUAAUAUUUGCCAGCUAAUUGAAAUUAAGAAGAGAAAAAAGGUGCUGUCUUGGCCUUUUCUCAUGAGAAGGCCUUCUCCUGUGUCAGAUUUUCCUGGGGCUUCAGAACCAGAACUGAAAACGCCACUAUUUGAUCAGCACUUGUCAAUCAUCUGCGGUGAGGACGACAUACUCCCCAGACCCAUCCAGGAUAUUCUCACUAUUCUGUGCCUUAAAGGACCUUCCACUGAAGGGAUAUUCAGGAAAGCAGCCAAUGAGAAAGCCCGCAAAGAGCUAAAGGAAGAGCUCAACUCUGGAGGCGUGGUGGAUCUGAAAAGUCUCCCUGUGCACCUUCUGGCUGUGGUCUUUAAGGACUUCCUUAGAAGUAUCCCACUGAAGCUACUUUCAUGUGACCUGUUUGAGGACUGGAUGGACGCCCUGGAGAGGCAGAAUGAGGAGGACAAAAUUGAGGCCCUGAAACAGGUUGCAGAUAAGCUCCCCCGGCCCAACCUCCUGCUGCUCAAACACCUGGUCUCCGUGCUCUACCUCAUCAGCAAGAACUCACAGAUCAGUAAGAUGGAUGCCAGCAAUCUAGCUAUCUGCAUUGGACCCAACGUGCUGACCCGAGAGAAUGACCAACACCUGUCAUUCGAAGCCCAGAAAGACUUAAACAACAAGGUUAAGACAUUGGUGGAAUUCCUCAUCGAUAACUGCUUGGAAAUAUUUGGGGAGAACAUUCCGGCACAUUCCAGUACUGCUUCUGAUGACUCCCUGGAACACACUGACAGUUCAGACAUGUCAACGCUGCAGAAUGACUCAGCUUAUGACAGCAACGAUCCUGACGUGGACUCCGGUGGUGCCAUUGGCUCCCCAAAUAGGCAACCCCCAGUACCUGUGGAGACGACUGCCGGCUGGGGGCCCAGAGGCCCCCAGCUCACUUGGGAGUUGAGUCCGGAGCCCAUCAGCAGCACUCUUGCCAGGCUGAAAAACUCCCUGAGUGAACUAGACAGGAGGUACUCAGAGCCCAGCCCGUCAUCCUCACAGGAGAGCCUCGAGAGCCAGAAAACACACCAAAAACUAACACGAAGCGAGGAGGACGUCGCCAUGGCCCAGGCAGGGGCUCAUUUGGAAAGUAAGGAAACUGAAGACCCCUUUCCAGAGGAGGUGUUUCCUGCAGUGGAAGGCAAAGCCCAGAGACCACAGGACCUGAAGGUGAAGAACUCGACUCAGGGUUUGGUGUUACUGUGGGGACUAGCGCCCAAAGCCUCCUCCAGUGGCUCUCUGGAUGCUUCCUCUGAUGGUUCACCCGUGGCUUCUCCUUCCAGUCCCAAAAGGAAUUUCUUCACCAGACAUCAGUCUUUCACAAAGACAGAGAAGAGUAAGCCCAACAGAGAAAUUAAAAAACACUCCAUGUCAUUCUCCUUUGCCUCUCACAAAAGAGUGCUGACCAAAGCCCCCAGCUGCGUGUCUGUAAAAUCCAAAGGCUUUACCAGAGACCAAGUAAAGAAAGGUUUUAAAAAAGAAAGCCAGCUUUCUGGGCGGAUCAUCCAGGAAAACUUGUCUGAAAUCCAGGGCCAAACUGCUCUAGACUUUAGCUCCACAUCCUAUGCCCUCUCUGUCAGGGAUGUGUUCCAACAAGUGGAUCAGAGAAGCCCAGGUAGUCCGCCAUCUUACGAAGAGGCCAUUCGGCACCAGGCAUUGGACCUCUCGGCCUACAGGAGCCAAACAGUCGGGAGCAUGAGGGCCAGAAUGCUCAGCCAGGAUGCUGAACCUCUCCGACCUUUUCAUCACGGAGGGAAUUUAAGAAAUACAUGCAGUCAAGAGCUGCUUGACAGGCACAGACUAUCUCCCAGGACUGAGAGCUGGAGACAGAGCCAGACUGUACAUGUUUCUGUAGAAACAAUAGGACACGUGACCGUCACAGGGAGACCUGACCUGCACCGGCCAAGAACUGUAUCUGAGUCAAAACAGAAGACUAAGCUGGACCAUCUAGUGCGGCGAUGUAGUCAGCCAGUCUUUGAGGCUGACCAACUCCAGUAUGCUAAAGAAUCCUACAUUUAGGACAUUUAGGACAGCAGACCAGACACCAUGACAUGGCUUAUGGCGUCUCUGUAAAUGCACAACUGUAUAAAGAACUGCUUUGAACUCUGUUUUCCAAAAAGUCGAGAAUAAGCUCUUUUAGAAAGGUUGUAUAGAGGCCUCCCUAGAGGGGAUAGCCACGCAAUGGGACUCAGGCAGUGUGUG
Messenger RNA from Panthera uncia (snow leopard), 2560 nucleotides. RefSeq names its product T cell activation RhoGTPase activating protein (gene TAGAP). Bases 212 to 2377 code for a protein of 721 amino acids. Gene Ontology annotation, molecular function: GTPase activator activity. Gene Ontology annotation, biological process: regulation of Rho protein signal transduction; signal transduction. The record is from RefSeq and is a predicted model, not a curated record. The transcript is spliced from 10 exons. NCBI's taxonomy places the organism in Eukaryota, Metazoa, Chordata, Mammalia, Carnivora, Felidae.